AUGAGGCCGGUCCUCCUGAAAUGGAUAGCAAGGAGGUCCAUUUCAAAAUGUUCGUCUCGACUUUCUAACAGGGAUGGAGCCAUGGUUCCCAGUGCUAAGUUUCAAAUCAAAGAAGUCGCUGCAUCGGACGUUCCCAUAGAGAAAAUGUCACUUUCAAGAGGGCUCGUAAUGAACAAGUUUGAAAAGGACUUCAUGAUAUACCCUGAAUAUACGGAUACUGAUGAUGUUAAAGCCAUUCAGGGAUUCACGGAAGUGUUGAAAAGGACGUUGAAUUUGACAGUCGAUCACACUGAGUUGGAGAGACAAGGCAGCUUAACAGACGCAGUCAAAGGAGCACUGAACGAUAGCGCAGUCUUUGCGGCAUUAUCGCCCGCGGAAUACGGCGGUCUUGGAAUGGGAUUCAAGGAUCGUGUGAAAAUCUUUGAGGAUCUUAGCAUUGACUGGAAUAUCUAUGCAAACGUAGUAGCGGUGAAUGCUCUAGCAAAUACGUUAUUGUUGUUCGGAUCAGAAGAAUUGAAGGAGAAAUAUUUUCCGCUUAUUACCAGUGGGAAAUGCCGUCCUGUUAUAGCUUUUGUUAAUGGUUCAAGCCUAUCAAAUGCCUGA
Molecule: messenger RNA, 603 nt
Organism: Cooperia oncophora
Lineage: Eukaryota; Metazoa; Nematoda; Chromadorea; Rhabditida; Trichostrongylidae
Source: the annotation of a GenBank genome assembly